This is a messenger RNA of Aspergillus welwitschiae, 1258 nucleotides long. RefSeq lists its product as uncharacterized. Gene Ontology annotation, biological process: secondary metabolic process. Lineage: Eukaryota; Fungi; Ascomycota; Eurotiomycetes; Eurotiales; Aspergillaceae. The record is from RefSeq and is a predicted model, not a curated record. Bases 201 to 1196 code for a protein of 331 amino acids. The transcript has 3 exons.
CUGACUUCAGCCAUCUGCCGCAUCUGGUCAGCCAAGCCGUGGCUGACGUUAGCCACCAAGCAUCUCCCCCCAGCUAUUUAAGUCGACGAAGUCAACUGAAUUUAUGGCUCAAAAUUAUCGCAGCAAGAGUUAUCCGCACUCAAACAUAUUUUCCAUCCAAGAUAGAAUAUCUUAAUAGUUCCCGACAACCAGCUGAGAAGAUGGUUGCCAUUUCAGAGGUCCGCGGGCAGCUAGCCAAUGUCAAGAACCUGGGUUCGGGUCUGGUUGCUGUGUUCGUUGGCGGGACCAGUGGAAUUGGCCUCUCGACCGCGCAAGAAUUCACCCGUUAUGCGACAGCUCCCCACAUCUACCUGAUUGGGCGCAACGAAGCCCAAGCAUCGGAGAUCAUCUCAGAACUACGUACCGUCAACCAAUCCGCAACAGUAGACUUCAUCAAAAGCGAUAUCUCUCUCCUCAAGAAUGUCGACACCACAUGUCGCGAAAUCGCUCAAAAGGAGUCCAAAGUCAACCUCCUCUUCCUGAGUCCAGGGAUCUUGACCACGCAGGGAAGGACUGAAACAAGCGAAGGAAUCGACCGCAAACUCAGCCUUCACUACUACGCCCGAAUGCGCUUCGCCGAGAAUCUUCUUCCACUACUAAACCAAGCCGCCUCAUCGGGCAGCCUAGCCCGAGUAGUCUCCGUCAUGAGCCCGGGAAACGAGGGCAAACUCGUUGAAGAUGAUCUCGACCUCCGGAACAAUUACACCCUCCCGAAUGCAGCUGCUCAUGCCUGCACCAUGACAUCUCUCUACAUGGCCCAACUGGCGGCGGCACAUCCCAACAUCAGUUGGGUUCAUAGCCGUCCUGGUGCGGUGAACACGAAUAUCAUGCGUGAUUUUAACCCGCUUUUGCGGGGACUGACUCAGGCCCUUUUUGCGUUGACGCCUGUUUGCUCGUCCAUUGGGCUUCUUUCUGUCAAGGAGUCCGGAGAAAGGCAUGUAUAUGCGGCUACGAGUCCGCUGUUCGCGCCCCGGGUGAAAGGGGGGGCCACGGUUGGGGCUGAUGGUGCGAAGGGCAGUGGUGCGUAUCGGGUGGAUUAUGAUAGUUCUAUUGUCAAGGCUAAGGCUGAGUUGGUUGAGAGGUAUCUGGGUAGUGGGGUGGGCAAGAAAGUGUGGGAGCAUACCAGGGCUAUGUAUGCGAAAGCCACCGGGAAUUAGUGAUAUGGCGCAUAUGUACUAUAUGAGAUCAUGUAAUAGGUAAUUAAUUCAUUUUGUCGAUA